GGUAAUCAUAAUAAUAAUAAUAGAUCAGAACCCUGAAAAACACCACAAGGGAGCGAUGAUAGUCGCACGCUCGGGUCUCAAACGGGGUUGGUUCUGCGCGAUGGCGACGAGAUUAGCCUCCGUCCCCUUCGUGUUGUGGACGCGUGGUGUUGGCGUAUUAUACGACGGGCCCGCCAAUCAGAACGAUAGGGGGCCAGCCGCCUUUCUCUCCUCGUCUGUCUCUCUCUCCCUCUGUCCUGUCUGUCUCGUCUCUCUCCCUCCCCCCUGUCGACGACGUCGCGUCGUCUCUCUCUGUCUCUCUCUCUACCUACACGGCUACAGCUCCUCCUCAUAUCGGGGCCGCAGACCAGAACCCGGAACCCGCUCGCCCGUCCGCUCUCGUCCGCCGCCGGGCGUUGACUGUAUAUAGGUAGAUAUAUACGUAAGUAGGUAGGUAGGUAGGUAGGUAGGUAGGUAGGUAGGCGUGUAUGGAGCCGUGCCAGGGGGGGCGUCCUGGAUGAAGCUGAAUCUGGUGCUCACGAUGCAGAGCGCUACGCUGCACGGCAGCGCAUUCAGGGAAACAUCUUUCAUGCGAUCCCCGGGUCGCCGUCGCUGAUUCGCCGACGCCCUGGAUGCGCGCGUCGAGACAAGUCUCACCAACUGCGCAGUAGCACCGGGAAAUGCCACUUAUAA
This is a messenger RNA of Durotheca rogersii, 672 nucleotides long. RefSeq lists its product as uncharacterized. The transcript has a single exon. The coding region runs from base 56 to 409 and encodes 117 amino acids. NCBI's taxonomy places the organism in Eukaryota, Fungi, Ascomycota, Sordariomycetes, Xylariales, Xylariaceae. The record is from RefSeq and is a predicted model, not a curated record.